Messenger RNA from Odobenus rosmarus divergens (Pacific walrus), 3162 nucleotides. RefSeq names its product caspase recruitment domain family, member 10 (gene CARD10). Lineage: Eukaryota; Metazoa; Chordata; Mammalia; Carnivora; Odobenidae. The record is from RefSeq and is a predicted model, not a curated record. Gene Ontology annotation, biological process: regulation of apoptotic process. The transcript is spliced from 21 exons. Bases 85 to 3162 code for a protein of 1025 amino acids.
CCCCUGCGCCGGCGGAGCCGCCGCCCGGGUGCGGACCCGGGAGCCCGAGGCGACUGCGGCGUGCGGGACCCCGAGGACGCGACCAUGCCGGGCGGGGCCGAGGCUGGGGAGGCCGAGGAGGAGACUGGGGCCGGCUCCGGGUCCGAGGCGGAGGAGGACGCUUUGUGGGAGCGGAUCGAGGGCGUCCGGCACCGGCUGACUCGCGCCCUCAACCCGGCCAAGCUGACGCCCUAUCUGCGCCAGUGCCGGGUCAUCGACGAGCAGGACGAGGAGGAGGUGCUGAGCACCUACCGCUUCCCGUGCCGUGUCAACCGCACCGGGCGCCUGAUGGACAUCUUGCGCUGCCGUGGCAAGAGGGGUUAUGAGGCCUUCCUGGAAUCGCUGGAGUUCUACUACCCCGAGCACUACACACUGCUCACAGGCCAGGAACCUGCCCAGCGCUGCUCCAUGAUCCUUGAUGAGGAGGGCCCGGAAGGCCUGACCCAGUUCCUGAUGACGGAGGUGCGACGGCUGCGGGAGGCUCGCAAGAGCCAGCUGCAGCGGGAGCAGCAACUGCAGGCUCGGGGCCGGGUGCUGGAGGAGGAGCGGGCGGGGCUGGAGCAGCGGCUGCGGGAGCAACAGCAGGCUCAGGAGCGCUGCCAGCGCCUCAGGGAGGACUGGGAGGCGGGCAGCCUGGAGCUGCUGCGGCUCAAGGACGAGAACUACAUGAUCGCCAUGCGCCUGGCCCAGCUCAGCGAGGAGAAGAACUCCGCAGUGCUGCGCAGCCGGGACCUGCAGCUGGCGGUGGAUCAGCUGAAGCUCAAGGUGAGCCGGCUGGAGGAGGAGUGCACCCUGCUGCGGAGGACCAGGGGGCCGCUCCCCGGGGCCGAGGACAAGGAGCCGGACAGCGUGGACCUGGUCUCCGAGCUGCGCGCCGAGAACCAGCGGCUGACCGCGUCCCUGCAGGAGCUUCAGGAAGGCCUGCAGCAGGAAGCGAGCAGGCUGGGGGCCCCAGGCUCAGAGCGCAUCCUCCUGGACAUCCUGGAGCAUGACUGGCGGGAGGCUCAGGACAGCAGGCAGGAGCUGUGCCAGAAGCUGCAUGCCGUCCAGGGGGAGCUGCAGUGGGCUGAGGAGCUGCGGGACAAGUACCUGCAGGAGAUGGAGGACCUGCGGCUGAAGCAUCGCACGCUGCAGAAGGACUGCGACCUCUACAAGCACCGAAUGGCCACGGUCCUGGCCCAGCUGGAGGAGAUCGAGAAGGAGCGGGACCAGGCCAUCCAGAGCCGUGACCGGAUCCAGCUGCAGUACUCCCAGAGCCUCAUCGAGAAGGACCAGUACCGCAAGCAGGUGCGGGGCCUGGAGGCUGAGCGGGAUGAGCUGCUGACCACGCUCACCAGCCUGGAGGGCGCCAAGGCCCUGCUGGAGGCACAGCUGCAACGGGUCCAGGGCGGCCCCUGCCUCAAGGCUUGUGCCUCCUCCCAUUCCCUGUGCUCCAACCUCAGCAGCACCUGGAGCCUCAGUGAGUACCCCCCGCUGCUGGGAGGCCCGGAAGCAGCUGGGGAGGCGGCCAUUAUGGGGGCAUCCGAGCCCCACACCUCGGAGGAGGCGACAGACAGCGAGAAGGAGAUCAACCGGCUCUCCAUAAUGCCCUUCCCCCCAAGCGCUGGCUCCAUCCUCCGCCGGCAGCGUGAGGAGGACCCUGCACCCCCGAAGAGGUCCUUCAGCAGCAUGUCCGACAUCACAGGGAGUGUUACGCUUAAGCCCUGGUCUCCUGGCCUCUCCUCGUCUUCAUCCUCCGAUAGCGUGUGGCCUUUGGGGAAGCCCGACGGCCCCCUGGCCAGAGGCUGUGGCCUGGAUCUCCUCAACAGGUCUCUGGCCAUCCGGGUGUCUUGCCGGAGCCCCCCGGGGGGGCCCGAGUCCCAGGACAAGGGCCCAGAUGGCCUGUCGUUCCUUGGGGACAGCUGGUCUGGGGCCAUGGUGCGGAGGGUGCUCUCUGGGCCAGGGUCUGCCAGGGCGGAGUCCAGAGAGCCAAGGGCCGAGGCUGCUGGCCUGGAGGGGGCAGGUGUGGAAGGUGAGGUCCAGCAGAGAACCUUGCCCUGGAACCAGGUGUCCACGUUCCCCUUCCUGAUGGACUUCAAGGCCUGUCAGUCCUUCCACGAGGCCCUCGAUGCCUGGACAAAGGGGCUGAGCACCGAGCCCUUCUAUAUCCGAGCCAACCUUACCCUGCCGGAGCGAGCAGACCCUCACGCCCUGUGUGUGAAAGCCCAGGAGAUCCUGCGUCUGGUGGACCCGGUGUACAAGCGGCGGCAGGAGUGGUUUUGCACCCGGGUCGACCCCCUGACGCUGCGGGACCUGGACCGGGGCACUGUGCCCAAUUACCAGAGAGCCCAGCAGCUCCUAGAAGUUCAGGAGAAAGGCCUGCCCUCCAGCCGCCACCGAGGGUCCCGAAAUAAUCUGAAGAAGCGAGCCCUGGACCAACUCCGGUUGGUGAAGCCCAAACAGGGGGGAAGCUCCGCGGGGGCUUCUCCAGAGCAGCUGUUGCUGGAGCCCUGCUCAGAGCCUGAGCGAAGCCUCAAACCCUACAGCCUGGUGCGCCCACUGCUGGUGUCCGCUCUGCGGCCUGUGGUGCUCUUGCCCGAGUGCCUGGCACCCCGGCUCAUCCGCAACCUGCUUGACCUGCCCAACUCCCGGCUGGACUUCCAAGUGUGCCCAGCGGAAAGCCUCUCUGGGGAGGAACAGUGCACAUCCUCAGCACCUGGAGCCCCCAAGGCCCAGCCUGCCACCCCUGGGCUGGGCAGCAGGCUCCGUGCCAUCCAGGAGUCUGUCGGGAAGAAGCACUGCCUGCUGGAGCUGGGUGCCCGGGGCGUUCGGGAGCUGGUCCAGAACGAGAUCUACCCCAUUGUCAUACACGUGGAGGUGACAGAGAAGAAUGUCCGGGAAGUCAGGGGUCUGCUGGGCCGGCCCGGCUGCCGGGACUCGGAGCUGCUGCGGCAGUGCCAUCGCUCGGAGCAGGUGCUCUGGGGGCUGCCCUGCUCCUGGGUGCAGGUGCCUGCGCAUGCGUGGGGCCACUCGGAGGGGCUGGCCAAGGUGGUGCGCGGCCGCAUCCUGCAGGAGCAGGCCCGCCUCGUGUGGGUGGAGCGCGGCAGCUGUGCCGGGGGCGUCGGCGGCAGCAGCGAGGCCUGA